Benincasa hispida (wax gourd) is the source of this 726-nucleotide messenger RNA. Lineage: Eukaryota; Viridiplantae; Streptophyta; Magnoliopsida; Cucurbitales; Cucurbitaceae. The record is from RefSeq and is a predicted model, not a curated record.
GAAUUGAGAAGAAAACCCAGGCAUUGAUUGCAUCGAUUCUGCCCCGAAAAAAAAUUGAGAUUCCCCCAUGGCUAAAAGCUCGUUCAAGCUCGAACAUCCGCUAGAAAGGAGACAAGCUGAAGCUGCUCGCAUUAGGGAGAAAUAUCCGGAUAGAAUUCCCGUGAUUGUGGAGAAAGCUGAAAGGAGUGACAUUCCUGACAUAGAUAAGAAGAAGUACCUUGUCCCUGCUGAUCUGACUGUUGGGCAGUUUGUUUAUGUUGUCCGGAAAAGGAUUAAGCUUAGUUCCGAGAAGGCUAUUUUCAUCUUUAUAAAAAACACACUACCUCCAACUGCUGCUUUGAUGUCAUCAAUCUAUGAAGAAAACAAGGAUGAAGAUGGUUUUCUAUACAUGACUUACAGUGGAGAGAACACGUUUGGAUUCUGAUUACUUCAAAUCAAAAUUCAUCUGUAAAUAGAACUAAAAAAGCUGUAAAUACUCCUUGCUUUCCCACUCAAGUCAGUUCUCUCAGCAACUGGUCUAUUUCUGGAUUACCUUAGGCCUUUUCUUUCCUUUUGCUGUUAAUGUUAGUGUCAUUAAGGAUUUCAUCAAGUGUUGGGUUGUGAAUUUGAUGGUGUUUCUCUCCCGCCCAAACCGAAAAGAAAUGUGGGUGUUUGUUUGGUGAGAAUCCAUGAUUUUCCGCUUCCAAAUUCCAAUAUCUCUAUUCCAUGGUCACAUCAGAUAUUUCU